AUGGGGCUGACCGACGAACUAUGUAGAGCUGUGGUUGGGGCGCUUACUGUGAUAGAAGGAGGUAAGGAGAUGGCGAAGAAGGUGAAUCCACUCUUGAGGACAUCAUUCUGCAAUCCACGCCUAGAUGCCGAAGUAUCCAAGCACCGAAACCAUCUUCUCAAAGUACCAUUCUGUGUCUGCGUCCCCGUUGACCCGAACCGCGUGGAAAAUUUCGACCCCAAUGCAGUUCCCACAGUUAUGCAGCUCCUUCAAGAGCUUGACAAGGCAGGCGAGGGUGCAAACUGGGAGCAUACAAGUCUCAAGCCGUACGUCGACAUGCUAGACAGACACGUUAUGGGAAUUCUGGAUGAUGUCCGAAGGAGAGAACGGGCAAAAGCUGUGCUUCAACACACAAUUAAUUCGAUUUCGAGUCUUCCACUCGACGACAAGCAAAUGGACACUUGGAAGGCAGCCGGAACUCACGAUCACGUGAUGUACGGUUGCGCGGUUAAACGGUCCUGCUUCCUGCCGCACGCAGAAAGAUCGACUUGGAAGGAUUCAGUGAUUAAUUGCACGUGCCCACGUCGUGCCAUGGGUCCAAGCAUGUUCACUGAUGUCCAACCUUGGGACUCGACAUUGGCCGCCUAUCGCGACCAGGAAGCAUCCCCAACCACUAACGACACUCUUGAUUUUCAUCGCGAGAACCUUGGUUUUCCAUGGGCUGGCCAAUUUCCCCCCAACCUCCCUGAUCAGCACUAUCAGGCCUCAGGUCAGGGCAUACUAUACUCUCCCAUCCCAUAUCCCCCUCCUUACCUUCACGUUCAUGAAUCCAAGAUCCCGCCUGCAUUCGCUGAGGCAUGGGAGUCUCAUGAAGACGAUCUUACUCCAGGAGCUUUCCUUGAGGCAUGGCACCCCACAUUCUCUGAUCACCAUGAUCCCGUUGAUUCCAGUCACGGAUCGCCGAACUUGUCUCAACUUCCCGUGCCAUCGUCCAGCGCCACCUUACUCAACCAUCACUUACCCGCUAGAACUCCUGAGACAGCCAACGCGGACUCGGCCCAACCCCACGCACCGCUCGGUACCAUCUACUUACCACCUCCAUCAGAUAUCGUCGAUGACGAAAUACGUCAAUCUCACGCUCCCCUCAUGUCUGUUCGCCUCCGCAGGGCACGAUCCAGCGGGACAACUCGCUCAAGGACCUCGCGUAUGUCCAGACGGACAGGAAUAGAAAGGGGAGAAGCCGCAAGGCAACUCAACACUCAGCUUCUCACAACGACGCCCGUGCAACCGACUCUUAGUGUAGUACCGUUCAACACCACGUCAGUCGCGUCGCAGGCGAAAGACACGAUGAAAUCACUACUCUUACGGUCGUCCUUGUUUCCCGCAAAAGAUGACAUCGCCGCCAAGGCGACGACUGCAUGGACCACUACCGUCGAGAGCCAACCAGUUGAAUUCCGGGAUCUCGCAAGAAACGCUGCUGCUGCCGGAGAAAAGAAGCUCGUCAAUUUAGUUGAAAGUAUGCGUAACGAUUUGAAAGAAGUAGGACGACAUUUCGUAUAUUUCAAGUACGAUUUGGGCGGCGCCGUUUUGGCGACGGAGAUCCUCACGGCCGUUGAAGUCCGUGCACAUCAAACCAUUGACCUCAUCACCGAUGAGAAGUUCCUCGACGUUACCGUUAACAUUAAUGGGGACUUCGUCACCGUCCCAUUCGGCAGCACCCCCGUUUUGCAGUUUAUCAUGUACAUCACCUACGACAGCAAAUUCGGGUACGAUCGAUACCUCGGGAAAGGCGUCCCCAUGACCCGCGACAAGUUGCGACCGCUGUUCUUGAUGACAGGCACUAUAUUCCAGUGGGCGCUGGGGGAGCGCUCCAGUGGCAUCUUUACUGCCAGCGAUUUUGUUGUGGAUGACUGGCAGGCAUAUCACACAGGUUUGGAGAAGCGCUUCGACAAUAUGAGCCUGGCGCAGCAGGGAGCGCUUGACAUAUUAAUUGCAAAGCACGUCGUCUGCCCUGUUGUGGAGAACUGGCAUGCUUGCCAGAUAGACGCCUACCAAACGUUUACCAUCACCAUGACAGUCUCUCUUCAAGCUUCAAGUCAUGCACGUGUUUUCGAUCCUGUGUCUCUAAUACUGAACCCCAGUGAAAGUCCGACAUCAUGGGCCAUUUCCACGGAGGUCGACGGAUUUCCUUACAGCGCAUGCUCAAUACUGCAAGAAUCCAAGCUUGUGCAAUUCAACUGUCAACAUGUUCAAUUGAAGGUCCUGCAUUAUUACUAUUGUCGACUGACUUACUCGUCGCCCGCCUACCUUGAAUUCUCUCAUACCUUUCUUCCUCGUCACGACGACUCAAAUGAUGGCGCAUAUAACCACUCCGAGUCAUUCAACUCAAUCUUCUAGUACCUGACAUGUCUCGUGCCACACCAGUACAUUCGUUUUCAGUACUGCUACUCUGAUUCACUGAUCUGUUAUCAGCCUAGGUUUUGGAUCAAGAGGACUUCUGCUCGUUAUGGUUCGGGCACCAAUAAAUACCACGAAUGCUGUCAAGCGGUAUCAUUUUCAUUCAUUUCAUCGUGCUCUAUUCUUAUUGUUACAGAACUAUGACAUUGAAGCUUCGAAUCUGGUUACUGACCGCAUGUCGUCCGCAAAUACGGUCAAAGUCCCUGCAAAGUUCUCUAGCGGCACGUUUCAUUAGCCGGGCACCGGGGUAGGACAAUCCUAGAGGGAGGAGCUAGCGCGAAUGAGCGCGGGUAGAUUUUAUUCCCAUGUUUUGUAUUGUAUGUCAUGUUGCAAUGCAUCGAUUUCCGUAUA
Molecule: messenger RNA, 2787 nt
Organism: Suillus fuscotomentosus
Lineage: Eukaryota; Fungi; Basidiomycota; Agaricomycetes; Boletales; Suillaceae
Exons: 15
Coding region: 1-2376 (791 amino acids)
Biological process (GO): DNA replication, synthesis of primer
Cellular component (GO): alpha DNA polymerase:primase complex
Source: RefSeq, a predicted model, not a curated record